AGCAGCAGCAACGAUUGCAGUGGAAGAAAAUGGAGCUGCUAUCGCAGAUGUGGUCACUCUUGGGCUUACUGACCAUCCUCCAAAACAUUCUCCCUUCUCAGCUUCUUUCCCUUCUCCAUUCCAUGUGGCAGUCCCUCCAAGACUCCAUCACCCCCUACUCCUACUUCGACGUUCCCGAGUUCCUCGGCUCCUCCGCCGUCGAGCCCAACGACCUCUACCGCCAUGUCCACCUCUACCUCCACCAGUCCCUCCUCAGCUCUGCUGCCGUCUCAGUGUCGGCUCCUCCUCGCCUCACCCUCUCUCUCCCUCGCGGUUCCGCCGCCGCUCCCUCGCUCUCCCUCUCCCCUAACCAGUCUCUUGAGGAUUCCUUCGCCGGCCACAGGCUCCUCUGGACCCACCAAGCCGACACCCUCCAGGACUCCCUCGAGGAGCGCCGCUCCUUCUCCCUCCGCUUGCCAAAGCGCGCGGCUGCUGCUCUUCUCGGCUCUUACCUUUCCCACCUAUCUGACAAGGCCGACCACCUCGAGCGCUCCUCCCGCCCCCGUCGCCUCUACACCAAUUCUCCCCGCGGCGGGCCACCGUCGUGGUCCUCUGUUCCCUUCCGUCACCCGGCUACGUUUGCAACGCUCGCUCUCGAUCCCCCAGUCAAGACCAGCCUCCUCGCCGAUCUCGAUGCAUUCGCGGCGGGCCGCGAGUUCUACCGCCGCACUGGUCGUGCAUGGAAGCGCGGGUACCUUCUGCAUGGCCCACCGGGCACCGGCAAGUCCUCGCUCAUUGCUGCGAUAGCCAACCAUCUCCGCUACGACGUCUACGACUUGGAGCUGACCCGAGUCUCCCACAACUCAGACCUCCGCUCCUUGCUCAUCCAAACAAGCAAUCGCUCUGUAAUCGUCAUUGAGGACAUCGAUUGCUCUCUCGACCUCACUGGCGACCGCCGUGGUACCGCGAAAUCCUCUGCAGCAGCUCUUGCUGCCAGCAGGAAAAGAGCAGCAAGAAAGCGACCCCAACCUUCGAUCAGCAACGAUAGUUCUGACUCCGAAGAUGAGUGCUGCGGCAAUAGCAAUGAUGGGAGGGUGACAUUGUCAGGGCUGCUGAAUUUUAUCGACGGCCUGUGGUCAUGCUGCGGAGAGGAGAGGGUAAUAGUGUUCACGACUAACUAUGCGGAAGCAGUCGACCCAGCGCUGCUGCGGCCGGGGAGGAUGGACGUGCAUGUGAGGCUGGGGGCAUGUGGAGCGCAUGCAAUGAGGGAGCUAGUCGAGCGGUACGUCGGUGCGACGGAGCAUGACAUGUUAAGAGUGGCGGAGAGUUGUAUUCGGGCAGGGGCGGAGAUGACACCGGCGGAGGUAGGGGAGGUGCUGUUACGGCACAGGGAGGAGCCAGAGGAGGCAGUGAGGAAAAUGGUGGCGGAGCUGCAGGCGAGAGUGGGAAGCAGUGGUGACAGCGGUGGUGGAGGAGGAGGAGAGGAAGAGGAGGAGGGGUCGGCGGCAUGGAGCUGGGAGGAAUCGCCGGAGAAGGCAAGAGGCAGGAAGAGGAGAGCCGGGUGGGAGAGGAGGGUGAGGUUUCUUCGAAGGCUGAGGAGUUUGACCAAGUCAGAUUCAGAAAGCAGGGGAGUAUAGUGGAGGAGUACUACUGCUGCUUUUUUAGGUGGACCGAAUCCACUUUUCUUCCUUUUAGGAGGGUUCUAUUGAGACUUUGGUCCUUCCGUAGCAUUAGUGUGAGGCUACCGUCCAACUGUAAGAUUUGUGUCAUCUUCUGUUGAUGUAAUUUAUGAUCGUGAUGGUACUAAUUUUCCUUUUAUCUUCAAAA
Messenger RNA from Musa acuminata subsp. malaccensis (wild Malaysian banana), 1806 nucleotides. Its product is annotated as AAA-ATPase At4g30250-like. The record is from RefSeq and is a predicted model, not a curated record. Gene Ontology annotation, molecular function: ATP hydrolysis activity; ATP binding. Lineage: Eukaryota; Viridiplantae; Streptophyta; Magnoliopsida; Zingiberales; Musaceae.